Molecule: messenger RNA, 2443 nt
Organism: Branchiostoma floridae (Florida lancelet)
Lineage: Eukaryota; Metazoa; Chordata; Leptocardii; Amphioxiformes; Branchiostomatidae
Product: pre-mRNA-splicing factor RBM22-like
Exons: 11
Coding region: 126-1490 (454 amino acids)
Cellular component (GO): Prp19 complex; U2-type catalytic step 2 spliceosome; U2-type catalytic step 1 spliceosome
Molecular function (GO): metal ion binding; pre-mRNA binding; U6 snRNA binding
Source: RefSeq, a predicted model, not a curated record
UAGAAAUUUGCAAAAUUUUGGCCGAAAUCUUUGCUGUGUUACUUGCCUUGGGUCAAAGGUUAUAAGUUACGAAGGUCCCUACUGCGCAAGCCCAAGCCUGGUUUGCUAGGCCUGGCGUCAUCAAGAUGGCGACUUCCUUGGGUGCAAACACAUACAACCGGCAAAACUGGGAAGAUUCGGAGUUCCCAAUUCUGUGCCAGACAUGCUUAGGAGAUAACCCUUACAUACGGAUGACAAAGGAGAAAUUUGGAAAAGAAUGCAAGAUCUGCCAGCGCCCCUUCACAGUGUUCCGGUGGUGUCCGGGAGCGAGGAUGAGGUUUAAGAAGACGGAGGUGUGUCAGACGUGCAGCAAACUGAAGAACGUCUGUCAGACCUGCCUGCUGGACCUGGAGUAUGGUUUGCCAGUGGAGGUUCGUGAUCGUGCCUUGCAGCUGAAGGACGAUGUCCCCAAGUCUGAUGUCAACAAGGAGUACUACACUCAGAACAUGGAGAGGGAGAUUGCCAACACAGACGGCUCCAAAGCCGUGGGCACGUUGGGUAAGGCCCAGGCACCCAGCGACAUGCUGCUGAAGUUGGCCCGGACCACGCCGUACUACAAGAGGAACCGUCCCCACAUCUGCUCCUUCUGGGUCAAAGGUGAAUGUAAGAGGGGAGAGGAGUGUCCCUACAGGCACGAGAAGCCAACAGAUCCGGACGACCCUCUGGCAGACCAGAACAUCAAGGACCGCUACUAUGGGGUCAACGACCCUGUGGCUAACAAACUGCUAAAGAGAUACGACAACAUGCCGUCUCUGAAGCCGCCAGAGGACCGUUCCAUUACAACUCUGUACAUAGGGGGGCUGGGGGAUAAGAUCACUGAACAGGAUCUUAGGGAUCAUUUUUACCAGUUUGGUGAGAUCAGGUCGAUAACGAUGGUUGCUAGGCAACAGUGUGCGUUUAUCCAGUUCACGUCACGGCCGGCGGCAGAGAUGGCAGCGGAGAGAACCUUCAACAAACUCAUCAUCAACGGGCGCCGGCUCAGUGUCAGAUGGGGUCGUUCUCAGGCGCAGGGGAAGGACAAGAAGCUGGAACACUCAGAGCUGGACAUGAGCCUGGCACCAGUGCCGGGGCUACCCGGGGCUCUGCCACUACCCCCUGGUGAGAUGACAGGGUCAACACCCAACUAUUUCAACCUACCCCCCCAGCCACAACCCCCUCACAGCUCCGGCCAGAUGCUGCCACCCCCUCCGCUGGGCAUGCCACCCCCCUUGCCGCCAGGAAUGGCACCACCCGGAAUGCCGCCUCGCGGGUUGAUGCCCGGUUUCAGAGGACCGCCUCCCGGACUCCGGCCGCCCGGCUUCCAGCCGCCUCCCAUGAUGCCGCAGGGCCAGGGUCCGCCACCACCCAUGCGCGGCCCCGCCCCCAUCCACUACCCCUCACAGGACCCCCAGCGGAUGGGGUCGCAGGCACAGCAACCCCCUGCACCCACCCAGCCCCCUCCCAAGAACUAGCUCCCAAUAGGAUCACAACAGGGGGUUGGCUAUGGACUUUUCAUACUACCGAUAACUGGUUGGUUGAGUCCAGAAGAGUAAGACCUACAGAUUUGCAUAUGUAUGUAUCUGAAUACUGUAAACUCUUCUAUUUUUAUGGAGACGACAAAAGGAGGUUGUCACAAUGUUCUAAGUUUGCGGUUGAAACAUUUCUGUAGUACAGUAGAUAAGUGAUACACUGGAACUUAUUUGCAGUGUUGUGAGGCUACCGCAAAAAUAAGACUCACCAACUCAAGAUUUAUAGUACUCUGCACAUGACUGUGAUUAUAUAAACAAUUCAGAUGUACCUGGAAACUUCUAGUUAAACUAUCCAGUAUGGCAGGUUGUGCAAGUACCCUGUAAGAUACUGUAAAUGCAUUUAAGUUCGCGGGGAUUUAAUUUCGCGGUAGCGGGAAAAGGGACUUUUCGCGGUGGAUUUAAGUUUGCGGUAACACCAUAGAAUGCAGUCUAAUACCAUUAUCGAAAAAUGUUCGCGGUGGAUUUAAGUUCGCGGUAAAGUGGUCACCGCGAAAACCGCGAACAUUUAUCCACCGCGAACAUUUCUGCAUUUACAGUAGCAUUUUAUAGUAUUGCAGUUUUGUAAGUUCACAUGCAUCAAAUAGUGUGCUUGCAACCAGUAAGUACAUUCCUACAUCUAGCAUUUUGUUACUUUAAAUUUUAACAUGCAUUUUGGUAAAUGAUGAAGAAUCAAGAGCAAGGGAGCUUAUACAUGAAAACAGCAUGUUAACACAUUUUUUCGUAGACUUAAAUGUUCUGUGACUGUUGGCUAUGCUCAUUUUAGCAAUUCAUGUGUAUUGGUGGGAUUUGCUCUUAAACAUUUACUUUAGGUUAUGAGCUGUAUUUGUGUUGAUAAUGCAACAUAUGGCUGAGUACAUACAUGUAGAAUUGCAUAUAUUAGAAUGAUAGUAUAGUGG